This is a messenger RNA of Parastagonospora nodorum SN15, 1455 nucleotides long. RefSeq lists its product as hypothetical. NCBI's taxonomy places the organism in Eukaryota, Fungi, Ascomycota, Dothideomycetes, Pleosporales, Phaeosphaeriaceae. Gene Ontology annotation, molecular function: iron ion binding; monooxygenase activity; heme binding. The record is from RefSeq and is a predicted model, not a curated record. The transcript has 2 exons. Bases 1 to 1455 code for a protein of 484 amino acids.
AUGGGUCUAGUCGACACAUACAGUCUGUACCAGAUCGCAAUCUGGGUCCCAGUUGCCUUCAUUUCCUACACACUCCUAAACUUCGUGUACAACAUCACUCUCCACCCCCUCGCGAAAUUCCCAGGUCCACUACUAUGGCGCAUAUCUCCCAUCCCAUCCGUCAUCUCCCUCCUGCGCGGCCGCAUAGCCUUCGACUACAAAGUCCUACACGAUAAAUACGGCCCGGUGGUGCGCGUCAUGCCCAACGAACUCUCCUUCAACACCGCAAAGGCCUGGGACGACAUCUACGGGCACCGCGUCGGGCUGCAGAACAUGGACAAGGAUCCGAUCCACGUUGGUGCCGUCGAGGCGAUUCCUGGGGCUACAAAUUUGACAAUGGCGCCCGAUACGCAUCAUGCGAGGCAGAGGAGAGCGCUGGCGCAUGCGUUUUCUAAACAGGCGUUACUCGAGCAGGAGCCGAUUCUGCGGGGCUAUGUGGAUCUGUUUGUGCGGAAGUUGAGGGAGAUGGCACACAGCGAAGGUUCCGAAUCCGCAAACUGGGUUGUCCUCAUCUACGAAGCCAUCAAAUCCGGCGCCAUCGAGCAAGCCACGCGCCGCUUCGCCGCACCAGGCUCCCUCUCCCAACGCUUCCUGAUGUGGUGCAUACCCUCUGCCAUCCGCGAGCGAAGAACCCGCCAUCUCCGCAACAGCACGGAGAAAACCGUGCGCCGCAUGGCGACCAAGACGGAGCACCGCGACUUCAUCUGGUACAUCCUCAAGCAGCGCGAGAAGAAGAACGAAGUCAGCGACGACGAAGUCAUCAUGAACGCCGCGCUCUUCAUCGUCGCCGGCAGCGAAACUACCGCCACAGAACUCUGCGGGUUGACGAAUUAUCUCCUGCGCAAUCCGCCCAUGCACAAGAAGAUCGUGGCGGAGAUUAGAGAGGCGUGCAAGACCGAGGAGGACAUCAACAUGGAUGUCCUGGCGGAUCUGCCGUACAUGAAUGCUUGUAUCGAGGAAGGUCUGCGCAUCUUCCCACCUGUUCCAAUCGGUUUGCUACGUACCGUGCCCAAAGGUGGUUCUCUGAUCGACGGCCACGCCGUCCCCGGCGGCACAUCUGUAUGCGUAGCAUCCUGGGCCGCCGCACACUCCGCCUCCAACUUCGCGGACCCAGACAGUUUCAUUCCAGAGCGCUUCAUGGACACGCCGUCAUCACGCGAAAAGUACGGCAGCGACAUCAAGAAAGCCGCGCAGCCGUUCUCAACAGGUCCGCGAGGCUGUAUUGGGCGCAACUUGACGUAUGUCGAGUUGAGGCUGAUUCUGGCGGCGCUGUUGUGGAAUUUCGACAUUGAGUUUGCGGAUGGGGCGCCGUUGUGGCAUCCGAAGAAUGAAUUUGAGGGGCUGAGAGCGUAUAAUACGUGGGAGAAGAGUCCGUUGAUGAUUAAGUUGAAGGAUGUUAGGAAGACGCCUGCGUAG